GAGAGUAUUCGAGCACGAGUCAGUGCGCCGUCCAGCUUCACUCACCCUCCCUUCGGUUCUCCAAGCCUAAUGCGAGUAAUUGCUCCUUCCGGCUCUUGGCGUUGCUGAAAGGCCCCUGCUGAAGCAUUCAUUGCUGGUAGUAACCAUGCAUGCUGUAGGUGCGGCGGGAUUUCCGCCUGCUGCUGCGUGCUUGUGCGCGCCAAAUCAGUUUUGGAUUCGACAUGCAAUCAUGGCUGCAGAUGCUGUCCUCCUAAGUGGCGGUGGUCUCGCCGCCACCGCUCUCUCGAGAUUGUCUUCGCCUUGCGCUUCACACUACGUCGCCCACCCUCCAGGCGACUGCUCGCCUGUGUCGCUCGCUGUUCGUCAAACGGUCAAUUGCUGCGAUUCCGCGAGCUGCUGCGAUGCCACAGGCGCGUCCUCGUCGCCAUGCGACCGUUGUGAGACUUCGCACGGCCAAUUCUGCGAGUUUCCUGCUAUGGAGCGGCUAAGACACGGCGUUUCCUCGCUGCGAGGCAAAAUCGGUCAGCUCGGUUACCGUCGUUAUCGCCACGUUUUCGCGAACGUCGCGAGGGAUGAUUCGCGACCGUCAGCCCAGCGAAGACCAGGCCGACAACGAGGAACUUGGAGUCGCGACGCCGCUUCUUUCUCCGGCUCUUGCGGCGUGACUCGCGGAGAGAGAAGCCUUAGCUACGCGGCGCGGGGCUACCAGAGCGCGGCGGCUAUGGCGGUGAUGGACGAGGCGCGGGAGGAGGCGGCGGAGGAGGAAUGGCGGCGGACGGUGCAGGAAAAGACGGUUCUGUCGUGCACCACGUUCAACGUGCUCGCUCCGAUUUACAAGAGGAUGGGCGUCGAGAGUGAGAGGGAGAGCGAGUGCCAGCACGUGUGGCGGAAGCGCAAUCAGGAGAUCAUUCAGACGCUGCUCGGCACCAAGUCGUCCAUCCUCUGCUUGCAGGAGUGUUGGCUGGCAAAUCCGGAGUGGGUGGACAUGUACGACCAAGCGUUACAAGGCGCUGGUUACCAGCUCCUCAAGCUGCCUCGCACAAACGCCAGGGGUGAUGGCUUAAUGAUGGCAGUGAAAGCGUCCGAGUGGGCGGUGGUAGACCACCACCCGCUGUGCUUCAACGACUGUGGCGACCGGGUGGCACAGAUCGUCCGACUCCGGGCGAGGAGGGGAGGAGGGGAAGAGGGGGAGGAGGAUGGAGGAGAGGAGGGGGAAGCAGAGCGAGGCGAGGAGGUGCUGGUGGCGAACACGCACCUGCUGUUUCCGCACAACGCCAGCUCGAGCAUUGUGCGGCUGUGCCAGGUGUACAAGCUGCUGGAGAGGAUCGAUGGGUACCGGGAGGAGCACAGCGCAGGGGCGCUGCCAAUCAUCCUGUGCGGGGACCUGAAUGGCACGAAGCAGGGCAACGUGUACAAGCUGCUGAAAUCGCACGGCUUCAUCUCCACGUUUGACUCGGCUCACCACCACAGCGACGAGGACGAGCAGUGGGUGAGCCACCGCAACCACCAUGGCAAUCUGUGUGGAGUCGACUACGUGUGGGUCUUGAACCCCGAGCAGCACCGACGCACGCUCGCAGUCAACUGGCGGACGACGGUCUUCGGCCUUAUCAGGUCCAAGCUCGCUUCGGCCGGCAUCACCAACGUGGAAGCUGCGUUUGACUUCUUUUUUAGGGGAGGGGAGGAGCUGGAGGGGGGGAAACAAGAGCAGGAAGAUUUGGAGGGGCCUGCUGGUUUCACCAUGGGCGAUUUCCGGAGGGGUCUAGACCGACUGGGCUUGACUGGCGUUGACUCCAUCGGGCUGACAAGCAUUGAGGUGGAAGAGCUUAUGCGGUCAGCUGACUGCCAGGGGAGAGGGCGCGUUGACUUGGAAGACUUCAAGGCUCUUUUUGACCAACCCACCUGGGACGACACUGUAGCAGCUCUCAGGCAGUCUCUUGCCACGUCAUGCUCUGCUGACUCACUCGCAGUACCUGCUGACUCAACCAGUGCAGGUGCUGCUGACAUCCGCAGAACAAACUCUGACAUCAGCAUGGCCUCGUCUGACAUCAGCAUCGCUUCGUCUGACAUCAGCAGCACUAUCCCUGGUCAGCAGGGUUCAGCCCACAAUCCUUCCCUCAGCUCUCAACGCCUAUCCUCUCCCCUCCUACAGUGUCCCCUUUCCCCACAACCAUCACCACCCUCCUCCCCCUCGUCCCUCCUCUCUCCGUUCCCAUCUCCCUCACCCUCCAAUUCAUCUGCUGUCUCACUCCUCUCACCUUCCCCGCUCCCUCACUCCCUCCUCCACACUCACACUCACUCUCUCCCAGUCAUGACUUGCUCCUUCACUCCUACCACCUCCUCCCUCACUCCUCCCACUCACUCCCACCACGCCUUCCCAUCUACCGAACCUUCUGCGCGAUUUCCACACCUGCAUCAAUUCAGCCAUCUCCCGCUCUUCAGGUCCGGCAUGUCCGACCCUAUCACAGUUUUUUCACAUGCUGUAUCUGCUGCAGCGAGGGGGCAGUCCUUCCAGCAGCACCAACUGCAGCACCAGCACCACCAGAACCAGCAGCAGCAGCAGCAGCAGGAAAUGGAGGCAGAGUGCAAGCGGUUACGGAAGAAAAUGGGCUUAUCCGGGUGUACAGCAGGCAGAGGUGACUGUACAGGAUGUGGCUUUAACAAGGCUGUCGCCCUUCAAGCUGGAGGGAAGACUGAGGGGAGGACGAAGCAGACGCAGUUGGUUGACGGGAAGGCAGGAGGGAAGAGCGGUACGGAGCGACGGAAGCCAGCAACGCUGCCAGGUGCAUUGAAUCUGGACGUGCUGCAGGCGACGCUGUUCCCCAGCGCUAUGGAGGAGGGCGUGUGGCCGGAAGACUACACCAUUUCUGAUCAUGCUCUGCUCACCGUCCGAUUUGGGCGCACGUGACCAUGAACCUUCCGGGAGUAUGUACUGGAUGGAACGCUGUCGCAUGGUUCACAUGGUUCGCAUGCAACACAUGAAUCUGGGAGGGUGGUGUGGUUUGGCCAAACGAGGGGGGUCCCAGGAGGUGGUCGACGUGGCACUAGUUGUUUGUGAAGGCUAAAAGUUUUGCGUGAGGUGCGGGACGGCAUUCGUGUGGGAGUUGGGAAGUUUGAGUGAAAUUUUACAAGCAGCUAGGCUUGGUUGAGCUUCUCUCCCGACAAGUUUUGCGUGUGCUAAAUCAGCAUUUGGGCAGCCGAAAAGUGAUGGAGUGGCUGAAAAGGAAAUCCCGUGAAACAAUUGGGAUGCAGCACGAUCAAUCUGGAUGAAGGGAAAGGGAUUCAAUUCAAGUAUCAGAUCGUAGCAGAUGACAGCCAGAUCGUCAUUUAGAGUCCAAGAUCGUCGAAGCUUAGCCAGUUAGUACACCGUAGUUAUAUCGUGCAGCUGUUCGUAAUUCCGCAGCUAUAAUCUCGCCUCAGCUCAUGAGCGAUGUAGCGUUUGAAGCGUGCUUCGGAUCCUAACACCGUAGCGGUUUUUAUUUAUCGUCAUUCAGAUCGUUGUGCCAUGGCUGCUCGUAGUGGCGCAUAGUAUCGACGUCGGCAGGUUGUAGGAUUCAAUCGUGUGUUCGCGAAACCUCGUUUUUUCGCCAGACUUCUUCCAAGGCGCGACUGCCCGACUUACCCCACCAGCUUUCUAGCA
Molecule: messenger RNA, 3637 nt
Organism: Closterium sp. NIES-67
Lineage: Eukaryota; Viridiplantae; Streptophyta; Zygnematophyceae; Desmidiales; Closteriaceae
Source: the annotation of a GenBank genome assembly